Molecule: messenger RNA, 375 nt
Organism: Dermacentor silvarum
Lineage: Eukaryota; Metazoa; Arthropoda; Arachnida; Ixodida; Ixodidae
Product: ataxin-8-like
Exons: 2
Source: RefSeq, a predicted model, not a curated record
AUGAUAGAACAACAACAACAACAACAGCAGCAGCAGCAGCAGCAGCAGCAGCAGCAGCAGCAGCAGCAGCAGCAGCAGCAGCAGCAGCAGCAGCAGCAGCAGCAGCAGCAGCAGCAGCAGCAGCAGCAGCAGCAGCAGCAGCAGCAGCAGCAGCAGCAGCAGCAGCAGCAGCAGCAGCAGCAGCAGCAGCAGCAGCAGCAGCAGCAGCAGCAGCAGCAGCAGCAGCAGCAGCAGCAGCAGCAGCAGCAGCAGCAGCAGCAGCAGCAGCAGCAGCAGCAGCAGCAGCAGCAGCAGCAGCAGCAGCAGCAGCAGCAGCAGCAGCAGCAGCAGCAGCAGCAGCAGCAGCAGCAGCAGCAGCAGCAGCAGCAGCAGCAG